AUGGCUCGCUACACAUCUGGCUUGGUGCUCGCGGGAGCUUUGCUUCAAGGUGGACUUGUUAGUGCGCAGGCUAACAGAGAUGUAGCAUUGCCAUCUGGAAACGUUACUGCCGUAACAUGUCCUUCAACCGCAAAGUUCAACACCAUAUCGGCGAGCGCCCAUUUCGCGGGCAUGAAUCCAGGGUGGAACUUGGGUAACACCCUCGAUGCUGUUGAGACCGAAGGCUCAUGGAACAACCCGCCAGUUGUGCCCUCGACAUUCGAUGAUAUCAAGAAUGCAGGCUUCAAGGGCGUUCGUCUUCCGGUAACCUACGCCUACCACUACAAGACACAGGCGCCAGACUGGACAUUGGACCCAGUUUGGUUACAGAGAGUGUCCGACGUCUUGGAUCAAAUCACUUCAAGAGGUCUGUAUGUGAUUACCAACGUUCACCAUGACAGUUGGACUUGGGCGGAUUACACGCAAGCGAACGCUAAUGUGACUGCUAUUGAGGAGAGACUGUACAAGACAUGGGUACAGAUCGGGCAGAAGCUGGCCUGCAAGGGAGAGAAAGUGGCAUUCGAGACGAUCAACGAAAUCCCUGGAACCACCGAAGCGCACGGAAAGGAAGUCAACAGGCUGAACAACAUUAUGCUCCAAGCUAUCAACCAAGCUGGUGGCUUCAACCCGAAACGAGUGGUCAACCUGGUGGGCAGCCGUGAGGAUGGUGAGCAGACGAGUCUGUGGUUCGAGCCACCGGAUGCGAAGUACAAGAACCCAUGGGGCAUUCAAUACCACUACUACUCACCCUACGACUUCAUCUUCGCCGCCUGGGGCAAAACGACUUGGGGCUCUGAUGCAGACAAGGCAACACUCGAGGCGGACAUUGCCCGCGUCCGCGGCAACUUCAGCGGCAUCCCUCUGAUCAUCGGCGAAUGGGCUGCUUCACCUGUCGCAACCGAGACCGCAGCGCGCUGGCGGUACUUCGACUUCUUUGUCCGCACAGCCGCGAAAUACAACACCUCAACCGUACUGUGGGACAACGGCGCCGACUUCUUGAACCGCGCAACGCACCAAUGGCGCGACACCGUCGCUCUCGACAUCUACAUCAACGCGCAGAAAGGCAUUGCGAACGCGCUUCCAGACAGCACAACCGACGGCUCGGCAACAAGCCAGAAGAGCUCAGCCUAUCUCUACCACAAGAAAAACACCACCGUGUCCGACCAAACCCUGCCUUUCCUUUUCAACGGCAAUCAGUUGCAGAAAAUCUCCGUCGCAGCCACCAAGAAGAUCCUGACCAAGGGCCAGCACUACACCGUCGAGGGCGAAAGUAUCACGUUUAAGAGCACUUUCCUCAGCACGAUACUGACCCCAACGAGCCCCACGGGCAGCCUGGCGAAUUUGACGCUGGAAUUCAACCGCGGCGCUAAACUCAACGUCGACGUGCUGCAAUACUCGACUCCCGUGCUGGGCCGCACGUCAUCUGCUCUCCCAGCUACAAGCGUCGACUUGCUCAUCCCGAUUACCUGGGCGGGACAGAAUAGGCCCGCGACUGUCAAGGCGGUAAGGGCUGAUGGUACCUAUCUGUUUGAUAGCUGGACAACAGUAUUAGGCCCAUUGCAGCAGGGGCGUAUGACAUACGGCACGUGGGAUUGGGAUGGCAGCAACGUCAUCCUGAAGGCGUCGGUGCUGGAUGCUGUGCGCGCUGCGGGGCAGACGACGAAGUUUACGAUUGAGUUUUAUCCUAGGGAGCCGGGGAAUGUGGCAGAGUAUACUAUUACGGUUUGAGGAGGGAGACGAAGUAUAUUUGGGUGGUUGUGGAGGAUGUUUGUACAUACAGUUUCCUUCGUGAAUGAAAGUUUUGUGUCGCACCCGGAGAAUGAUGAGUACUAGUAGGUUCGGGUGCAAGGUACUAGUAGGUUCGGGCGCAAGGUAGGAG
Molecule: messenger RNA, 1918 nt
Organism: Macroventuria anomochaeta
Lineage: Eukaryota; Fungi; Ascomycota; Dothideomycetes; Pleosporales; Didymellaceae
Product: glycoside hydrolase family 5 protein
Exons: 4
Coding region: 1-1767 (588 amino acids)
Biological process (GO): glucan catabolic process
Cellular component (GO): cell surface; extracellular region
Molecular function (GO): beta-glucosidase activity
Source: RefSeq, a predicted model, not a curated record